AUGCUGCUGGAAAAAAGUAAAGUGGCAAGGGUAGAUGGUCAUUUAUGUUCGGCACUACCAAAAGCAAUUAAGACCAUGACAAGAGAAGAGAAAGUUGAUUCAAUUGUUCAACCACAGUAUGCAUUUGGUGAAGAAGGGGUUACAAUUACAUCACUACCCAAUGGUUUCUCUCCAAUUCCACCAAAUUCUAUGCUUCAUGUUGCAUUAGAAUUGUUAGGUAUACUGCUAAGAUAGAAGAUGGAACUGUGUUUGAGAAAAAGGGUUUUCAUGAAGACACUCCAUUAAACUUCAUUACAGAUGAAGAACAAGUGAUUGGCGAAUUAGGCCGAGCGGUUGCAACAAUGAAGAAGGGGGAGCAAGCAAUAUUAACCAUCAAUCAUGAAUAUGGAUAUGGAAACCAAGAAAUGAACUGUGAUUUGGCCGUAAUUCCUCCCUUUUCAAAUUCACUUUAUGAAGUCGAAAUGAUCCUAUUUAAAAAGGUAACUUAUCAUUCAUAGUUUACCAUAAGAUUGGUUCCAUAUAUGUAUAUAAGGGUAAAAUGGUCAUUCUGAAAAUAUUGGGUUGUGCGAUACUGUUGGUAAACUUAUGAAUCCUAUUUAUGUUGUCAUCUUUAAAUCACCUGUUUUGUAUUGACAAUGCUUCC
Molecule: messenger RNA, 643 nt
Organism: Lactuca virosa
Lineage: Eukaryota; Viridiplantae; Streptophyta; Magnoliopsida; Asterales; Asteraceae
Source: the annotation of a GenBank genome assembly